Messenger RNA from Ceraceosorus guamensis, 486 nucleotides. RefSeq lists its product as hypothetical. Lineage: Eukaryota; Fungi; Basidiomycota; Exobasidiomycetes; Ceraceosorales; Ceraceosoraceae. The transcript is spliced from 2 exons. The coding region runs from base 113 to 394 and encodes 93 amino acids. The record is from RefSeq and is a predicted model, not a curated record.
AGUAGUUAGGAGCCGACUCGGAGCCGCGGGCCGAUGUCCACUCAGACUCUUGCUCGCCCGACGCCGACGCCGACGUCUACCAGUCUCCGCGGGCCGUGUUGGCGAGCGCUGCAUGCUGGCGUUGCUCGCGUUGCUCGGGGCUGCAGUCGCGGGCCCCUGCUUUACGCCGCGUACCCUCGCGCCGACCCGACACAAAUCGCGAUGGAGUGGGUCUCGGAAUCAGAAAGGUCAUGGCGAGCAGUCAAGCUCGACUUGUGUUGUCGAGAGGCGCCAUGCAUCCGUGGUGAUGGCCGAUGUGCGGCCUUUCGGCGUGCGCCACGACCAUUUUAGGCGGGCUCGCUCCGAGCAUUGCCGCAUGGCGACCACUCGUUGCUCUCCGUCGCCCACCCACUGAUGGCGCUCAGAUAGAGGUUGCAAAAUAUAUAUAAGACCCUCGCAUGAGUGCACCUCAAGACAUGUUCGCCGAUGAUCGUUGGCUCACUCGAA